Molecule: messenger RNA, 2325 nt
Organism: Amyelois transitella
Lineage: Eukaryota; Metazoa; Arthropoda; Insecta; Lepidoptera; Pyralidae
Exons: 6
Coding region: 1-2325 (774 amino acids)
Source: RefSeq, a predicted model, not a curated record
AUGGAACUAUCUGAAUUUGUAAAUACAGAAUAUGUUAAGAAUGGUAUGUAUGACGAAGCCGAAGAAGUUUAUAUCGAGUGUAAAGCUCACAUGAAAUUAUGUUUAAAGAAGCUUAGCGUUACAAAAUCGGCUCCAGCUCUAAAAGACUUGCUUGACACAACCACUGACUGUUUAAGCGCAUUAGAGCAAGAACGAGAUCUUACAAAACAACCGGUAGAAUCAGUCAAUCUUUCUACUAGUACUAAUCAAAUAACAUCAUGUAUUUCUACUGCUAAAGUUAUUAAAACUAAACAAGUAUUAUUAGCCACUGCAUUGCUAAAGGCACAAACAAAGACAGGUGAAUUUCAAUUGAUAAGAGCUUUAAUUGACCAAGGCUCACAGGCCUCUUUUAUAACUGAAUCAGCUGUGCAAUUCUUACGUUUGAAGAAAAUUCCUGUUAAAGGAAUAAUAUCUUGUUUAGGAAAUUCCAAGACCGUAAAUGCUACACAUAUGGUUAUCACUAAUAUACAAUCACGUAUUGAUCCUCAUUUUGUUAUUCAAAUACACGCUUAUGUCCUCAAUAAUAUUACAUCAUAUCUACCUGAAACAAAAGUAGAAUCUCUUGAUUGGUUAGAUAUAAAGGAUAUAAAUUUAGCAGAUCCGCAGUUCAACACUCCCAAUAGAAUAGAUAUGUUACUGGGUGCUGACAUAUUUAGCUGUAUUUUGAAGGAAGGUAUGAGAAAGAACCCAAUUGGAAACCUAGUAGCACAAAGCACAAGUCUUGGGUGGAUUCUUUCGGGCGUGGUCGAAACAACAGGAAAAUGCAAACCUGUUAAUAUUAGUAUAUCCUCUAUGCAUGUUCGGGUUAAUGAUGAUGAAAUACUAAAGAAAUUUUGGGAAAUUGAAGAACAACAGCCUCGAUUAAGUAAGUUACCAACUGAGGAAGAACAACGAUGUGAAGAAUUUUUUAGAGCUACAACUACAAGAACGGAGUUAGGAAGAUACGUGGUAAGUCUACCAUUCAAAACUGAAGAACCAUUUUGCACCGGAGGCAAUUCUAGACACAUUGCGAUAAAAAGGCUAGAAGCAUUAGAGAAGAAAUUAGACAAGGACAACGACUUGAAAAACAAAUACAUUGAAGUAAUAAAUGAAUACCUUAAAUUAGACCAUAUGAGACCUGUUAAGGAAACUGAUGAUAUGACGGAAUUCGCUGUAUAUUUGCCGCACCACGCUGUAGUAAGAAAUGACAAAUCUACUUCAAAAGUACGUGUAGUUUUCAAUGCGUCAAGCCCAAAUAAUAAAGGAGUUUCUUUGAAUGAUACUCUCAUGGUUGGACCAACUCUACAAGCUGAUCUGCGUCAUAUUAUUAUGAGAUGGCGAUUACAUCCCAUUGCAUUAGUAGCAGAUAUUAUUAAAAUGUAUCGUCAAGUAAGGAUCAAUGAAAAUGAUGCUAUAUAUCAAAGAAUUGUAUGGCGCAAUAAACCUGAAGAUGAAAUAAAGGACUAUGAGUUGGUAACGGUGACAUUUGGAACAGCUUCCGUACCUUUUCUAGCAGUACGAGCCAUGCAUCAAUUAGCUUAUGAUGAAGGUAAGCAUUAUCCUAUAGCUGCAGAUAAUGUCUUAAACAAUUUUUAUAUGGACGAUCUGAUGUCAGGUUGUUCAACAGUUCAAGACGGUAUAGAACUAUACACACAACUAACACAAUUUUUAAAAAAGGGAGGAUUUCAGUUACAGAAAUGGAAAAGUAACGAUAAAGAUCUACAGAAGCAAAUAGAAACGUGUGAGGCGGAAGAAAAAAGAGAAUGGAAGGAAAAUGAAAACGUGGACACAAGUACAAGUGAUGAUAUGGCCUUAAAACAAGUGAGUAUCCCGCGUUUGGAACUAUGCGGCGCCGUGUUACUUGCCAAAUUAUUAUACGAGGCAACCGAAGUCUUACAUAUUGAAAAGAGUAAGGUCAAAGCAUGGACAGACUCUACAAUAGUGCUUUCAUGGUUGAAUAGCCACCCAAGUAGAUGGAAGACAUUUGUAGCCAAUAGGGUUUCAGAAAUAUUGAAUCUGAUAGAUUCAUCUCAUUGGCAUCAUGUGUCUUCUAAGGACAAUCCCGCUGAUUGUGCAUCCAGAGGAGUUCAACCGGCUUUAUUAUCAGAAUGUAUGCUUUGGAUAUCCGGUCCUUCAUUUUUACAAAAUAGUAUGAUAGAAUACAAACGGCCAAUAGAUUUGGAUACACAUGUAGAAGAAAAUAUUUGUGUCAUGGCUAAGCAUGACGCCUAUGCCGGGGUCCAAGUAGAAAUGACGGCCGAAGUAAACCUGCUGAUGUCUCAAAGUUGUACUAGCCAAUACACUUAA